Nannospalax galili (Upper Galilee mountains blind mole rat) is the source of this 1694-nucleotide messenger RNA. RefSeq names its product MIA SH3 domain containing (gene Mia). Gene Ontology annotation, molecular function: protein binding. NCBI's taxonomy places the organism in Eukaryota, Metazoa, Chordata, Mammalia, Rodentia, Spalacidae. The record is from RefSeq and is a predicted model, not a curated record. Gene Ontology annotation, biological process: extracellular matrix organization. Bases 1235 to 1627 code for a protein of 130 amino acids. The transcript is spliced from 4 exons.
UGCUGGGAACUGGACCUGGGUCGUCCAGAAGAGCAACCAGUGCUCUUAACAGCUGAGCCAAAGAAAUACUUUGAAAUAAUAUUUUAAAAUAUGAGGAAGACAGUUGUUCCCUACUACCAGCUACAAUGACCAGCUUGUCGCCAGUUUUUCCAGUAAGCCUCCAUUCCCUAAAUUAUUAGUUCACACCGGUAUUAUUUUUAUUUCGGUGGUGUUGGGCAUUGAAGCCAGGGCUUUAUGGAUACCAGGCAAGCACUCUACCAAUGAACUACAUUUUCAGCCCUCAUAGAUUUUCGUUUGAAAUCAUUGUAGUCUCUAGCUCUUCUUUAUUUUGUGUACUGGUGAGUAGACACUCAACUACUUAGCUGUAUUUUCAGCCUGGGUCUGAAUUUGUUGAUAGCAUCUUUGUGAGGUCACUUAAUGUGCUCCUUGGACCUCUGUUCCCUGCAGGUUUAUUGAUGGGCUAUUCCUUACCAGAACCAUGUGAGGUCAGGUUAAUAGUGAUGUUUGGAACUCUGGAGGCAAAUUUUGGCCCCUUUACCUGGCUGAGAUACCUUAGACAAGUUCCUUCUACUUACCAGAGCCCCUCCUGUGGUAAUGCACAGUAUUCAUAAGGAAAAAAUAUACAUGAUGGAUGCUCUUUGAUUUUGCUUUCACUCCUGUCCCCAUUUUAUAGGUGGGGGAGUUGAGGCUCUGUGGGAGGGGGUUGAGGGGCUAGCUUAGCCCAGGUCAUCCAGUCAAAAAUGGUCUGGGACAGUACAUAGUAAGCUAGGUGGGACAGUGCCCAGCCUGAGGCCCAAGAUUCUGUGCUUACUCAGUACCUGGACUGUGUCUGGUAAUCAAAGAGCUGCCUUGUGUCUCAGCACAGGAAAUUCCAAGGUGGUUUUCCAUCAGGCUUCUCUAGUUUGGUCCCUGGAGAGGACCAAUCAGAUCUCUACUUGCUACUGGAAGAUGCAAUCAGAUCUCUACCUGCCUGUCCAGGUCCUUGAUUAUUGAGGGGUGGCUGCAGCUUGGAAUGGUCUGGGUUGUUUUGGGCCUGUGUGGCCAUUUCCUUGGGCCCACAGCCCUCACCCUGUAUCUGAAAUGGUUCUGACUGGGAAGUGGGGGUUGUGGGAGGUGUGGGUAAAAUUUGGUGUGAGGCGGAGACAAGACAGAACACAGGUUUCCUUGUGCUUCAGCACAGGAGAGCAGGGAGGGACUGGAGACCCCAUUCCUACUUGGUCACUUAUAGUCCAUUAUGGCGUGGUUCCCAGUGCUCCUUGGUGUCUUCUUGAUAUCUGUUUUCCCAGGACCUAGCUGGGCUGGCAGAGCCAUGCCCAAGCUGGCUGACCGGAAGCUGUGUGCGGAUGAAGAAUGCAGCCACCCCAUCUCCGUGGCUGUGGCCCUUCAGGACUAUGUAGCCCCAGAUUGCCGUUUCCUGACCAUAUACAAGGGCCAAAUUGUAUAUGUCUUCUCCAAGUUGAAGGGCCGUGGACGCCUCUUCUGGGGAGGCAGUGUUCAGGGAGAUUACUAUGGAGACACGGCUGCUCGCCUGGGCUACUUCCCCAGUAGCAUUGUUCGGGAGGACCAGACUCUCAAACCUGGCAAGAUUGAUGUGAAGACAGAUAAAUGGGAUUUCUACUGCCAGUGAGCUCAGCCUACCACUGUAGUCCCUGCUGUUUUUUUCUCCUCCCGGCUUUAUGCAAAUACAGAACCAA